This is a messenger RNA of Ambispora leptoticha, 608 nucleotides long. The record is from the annotation of a GenBank genome assembly. NCBI's taxonomy places the organism in Eukaryota, Fungi, Glomeromycota, Glomeromycetes, Archaeosporales, Ambisporaceae.
AGAAAGUAGAGGAUUGGAAUUUUGUGGCUGUGUACGCACCGUAAUUCAGAUAUUGAAACAGCAUCUAAUUAUGUAUCCUCAAAAGAUGAAACCACUUCAAGCCGAAAUUCGUGAUUUUUCCAAACUGAAAGAUAAAUAUCAAGAAAUGCCUUUGCGAAAUGGCACGAACUGUUUCCCAUACUCGCCGUGUGAAGCAACAGCAGAAACAACUUGGUUCGUAGGGAAGCUUAUCCUGUUAGAUGAAUUUGAAGGACUCAACGGAACAUAUCAAAAAAUUACAUCGAGUAUUGUCGAAUUUGCUACGGUAGGAAAGUUUAAAAGUAUACCUUUAAUGCUAAAUCCGCUUGCAUGUUAUAAAUUAGCACUUCAAACUAGUUGUCGACGAGAUUCAGUUAUAUCAUUCUCUCGAAAAAGCCGUCACCAAAUCAUAAAAAUAUUUUCCGCCAGUUACGCAACAGUACAAAAUUCACCUUCACCCGCUCGAACAUAUGGUGGACUCAAAGAUCAAGAUCGCGUCUUCACUAACCUUUAUUCACGCCAUGAUUUUCGAUUGAAAGGUGCCCUUCGGCGAGGGGAUUGGUACAAAACUAAAGAGAUACUGUUGAAAG